GCUCGAGCCCCGGUGGUGGCGGCUGGGCCACUGGGCAGAGUCGGGGAGCUGCAGCCUGGUCUGGUCUGGGGUGUCGGGUGGCUCCAGAGGACUAGGAGGAGGAGGAGGAGGCGCCGCUGCUCCUGUAGCUGCUUUCCCCCUUGGCAUAAUGGCUGACAAAGCCAAGCCUGGCAAGGCUGCCAACAAGACUCCCCCCAAGUCUCCUGGAGAUCCUGCCAAGGAGAAGUCAGCUAAACGUCUCUCACUGGAGUCCGAGGGCACCAAUGAGGGGGCCGCUGCCCCGGAACUCAGUGCCCUGGAGGAGGCCUUCAGGAAAUUUGCUAUCCAUGGAGAUACCAGAGCCACAGGGAAAGAGAUGCAUGGAAAAAACUGGUCAAAACUCUGUAAGGACUGCCAAGUAAUCGAUGGAAAAAAUGUGACAAUCACCGACGUGGACAUCGUCUUCAGUAAAAUCAAAGGGAAGUCCUGCAGAACAAUUACUUUUGAACAAUUUAAAGAAGCUCUGGAAGAACUCUCAAAGAAGCGAUUUAAAGAUAAGAGCAACGAGGAGGCUAUCCAGGAGAUACACAAACUCAUCGAAGGAAAAGCCCCGAUAAUAUCAGGAGUGACGAAAGCCAUCUCCUCUCCAACUGUGUCACGACUUACAGAUACAUCCAAAUUCACUGGUUCCCACAAGGAGAGGUUCGAUCCAUCUGGCAAGGGAAAGGGCAAGGCAGGCAGAGUGGACUUGGUGGAUGAGUCAGGCUACGUGCCUGGAUACAAGCAUGCGGGCACGUACGACCAUAAAGUCCAAGGAGGGAAAUAGGCGUCUCGUACGGAGAACAAGCCUUGUCAGGACGGCGAUGGCACACUGUUCAGGUUGGCAUGAAUGAGAAAGUGAUGAUGUUGGAAAUUGUUUUCAGGAACUGGAACUUAUUCUACCACCUGCUGAGGUCCUCACAACACAGGGCAACACUUCUUUACAUUCCUCAUGUUUAACGUGGGCAAAAGCAAAAGGAAAAAAAGAGUCUCUGAGCUUUAGGCAAGAAACCAAAUGGAAACGUCUUUUUUUUUUUCUUUCUGAUCCACACCAUAUCAGUAGCACUAAGAGGCCAGCAACAUUCCCAAAUGUUCAGUGUUGCUUCAGGGGUGAGAGAGGGUCUCCUUUUACCCCUCAGAUGGGGUGUUCUCCUGGCCUGCUUCACAUUUGGCAGAAUAUCUUUCAGAAGAACAUCUCCCACUUGAGUGGGUUAGGGGUCUGGCCAUGCCUGAUUCCUUUCUAAUGAGUCCACUCUGCCCUCGGAGACAAAAUGCUGAGCAUUAAACUGGGAAGUAAAUGGCUGUUUUUCCAAAGAGACUUCAGUAGGUCCCUAUUACUACCCUAUUUGCAAGCAGAGGAAGUUUCUUCCUGGAAAGCCAGAGAAAUAUAGCUCCUGGAUGACUAGUAUGUGAGCAGAGGGAUAACAGGGCACAUCUUCGUAUGUCUAAAGUGGCCUCUUUCCCUUAUGUGAACCAUACCCACUUUAAUCCAAAUUACCAAUACAUAUAAGGGUCAAAACAGCAAGACUGGGAGUGGGAGGGGGGGAAAGGGGGAGGCUGGAGUCAAUUAGAGCUAAUCUACUAACUAGAACUAUAAAAACAACUAAACUAAGCCUUAGGUGACAGAAAACAGGAUUGAAGGAUGGCCACAAUUUGUUUCUAGGCUUACACUGCCACAUAGUGGGUGUGAAGGGCAUCGGGGGGAGUCUCACAUACACAGUUUAACAUGCAAAGGCUAACCCUAACGCUGCCGAGGUUUUGUCCAGAAUUUGGCUCACACUGCCAUGCUGUGUGUUUGUGUAGGGUACAGAAGUCUAAUACAUGUGAACACAACUCCACACAUCUACAUGGUGUCCACUUAUAUGCUAGCUCUGAGGUGAUGAAGUUUGAAAUCUCAAAUAACAAAGGUCAAACGAACGGGAAGAAAGUCUUGUGAGGUAGGACAUAAAAACUUCCCAGUUUACAAAACGCCAAUCAUCCCCUCACCUCUCCUCCCUCUCUAGAGCAGCAGAAAAAUUACUUGAGUUUUAAGUCUUCUAAUAUUUAUAAAGCAUGUGAGCAAUUUAUGAAAGGCAUUGGUAUGUGUCACAGAGUGCUCAUUUCAUAUUACUUAAUGCAAAAAAAUUGAGUUCCAACCAAUGCAACGGCUUUUAUGUUUUCUGUCCUGCCAGCAGAAGUCCAGAACAAACCCAUUAUUUGUCACCAUUUCCCCCUCUUUGAAACUAAAACCAACACAUCGUUAAGUCCAAAACAUGCAAUGAAAAUGAAUGAUGAUUUUUUUUAGCCUGGGCAUUUGCAGUUGACCAUUUAAAGCUUUGCUUUUCCUUUUGUGAAAUGGAGUUCAUGCAUUAACUUUAAUAAUAUGUAACUUUGGCUAUUAAAGUUUAAUCAACUUUACAGUCUCUCUCUGUUUGUCCCUUUUCCCAUUUUGGAUUCAAUACAGAUUAGAGGCAUCUUUCAGAGUGUGAUCAGGAUGGGAUUAUGUAUGCUGGCUUUGCACAGAGUCAAUAAUGCCCUCUGGAAUUAACAAUACCCAGCCAGAAUUAACCCCCUCUCCCCUUUUUAAAAAACUCUUGAACAGUCUUUUGCUCUUUUUUUUUAAACAGCAAUUUACUCUUAACUGACUUUCCCUUGGAAGCGUCCUUUAUAAACUUGGCCUCCCCUGAACUCUUCCAAUCCCUAACAGGACGUGAAACCAAAACAACAAAAAUAAACAAAGGAAAGAAGUCUCUCUUAGGUCCCAGAUUUUUGUUUGGAUUUUGUUUUGUGUUUGCGAGAAAAGAGAAACACAGCCAUGAGUCCAUUUUUCAGCAUGCCCUGGGUACUGCCCUGUGUUAGAGUUUUCCAAUCUGUUGCCGUCACUGUAUGUUCAGGUUUCUUGAAGUUAAGAUAUUUUUGUGGAGGUAUAACAGUCUUAACCUUUUGUUGUUGCUGUUGUCAUUUCUGUCUUUGCAAUCUUAUGUUAAACAGGGUCCCUGCCUCAUUCACAAACCAUAAAAAAGUGUCUACAAACAUUUCCAACUGCAUCCAUGUUCAGUAUUUAUAGCCGAGGUAACAUUUUCUUAGUAUUACUACAUUUGCCAAUUUGUUGAACAUGCAUGUUUAUUUAGGUCUCAGGAAUCUUUACUUUUUUGUAUUCAACACCAUUUCAGUCAUGGAAAUAUUUAAACAAAACUUUAUAGAAGAUGUGACUCCAGGUUUUGUUGUGAGCUGAGCAUUAUGUGGAGGUACAGAUAGCUAGUAGGGCCAGGCCUCCCAAGAGUGAAUUUAUUCACUUGCUAGGCAAGCAUAAGGGCAGGGAAAGCUUUGGAAUGUUUCUCCCCCACCCACCCAGAAGCUUGAGAGCCUGAAAGAUAAACUCCCUAUCUUGUGGUGUUGGUGUCUUUUUUUUUUUUUAAAGACAGGCAGA
This is a messenger RNA of Phascolarctos cinereus (koala), 3427 nucleotides long. It is a transcript of the gene TPPP, whose product is annotated as tubulin polymerization promoting protein. Gene Ontology annotation, biological process: positive regulation of protein polymerization; microtubule bundle formation; microtubule polymerization. The record is from RefSeq and is a predicted model, not a curated record. Lineage: Eukaryota; Metazoa; Chordata; Mammalia; Diprotodontia; Phascolarctidae. Gene Ontology annotation, cellular component: microtubule. Gene Ontology annotation, molecular function: tubulin binding.